AUGUCCAGACCCUUCUCCGUCGCCGACCACAUCCAAGCCCACACCCUCGCCAACUCGAUCAUAUCGGGCCACAACACUGCCGACGCCGUGCUCGACCCUUCCGAACUAGCCCUUCUCCGCCAAUUCUGCAUCGAUCGGUCCGCGUCAAAGCGGGAUGCCAUACUGUCUGAGCGCGACAUGGUGGACGAGCAAGGCACAAGACCGGGCGAGAAAGCAGCGAAAUCCAAGGGCAGCUUGGCGGGGUUUUUGAUCGCUAGAUAUGGGACGUCUGAGCCGGGUUUGGAGGAGGGAGAAUGGGAGAUGUUGAGGGAGUGGUUUGGCAGCGGCGUGGAUAUCAGUCAUGCGUAA
Messenger RNA from Coniosporium apollinis CBS 100218, 348 nucleotides. RefSeq lists its product as uncharacterized. Bases 1 to 348 code for a protein of 115 amino acids. NCBI's taxonomy places the organism in Eukaryota, Fungi, Ascomycota, Dothideomycetes. The record is from RefSeq and is a predicted model, not a curated record. The transcript has a single exon.